UCACUUUUUCCUGUUGACUGAUAUCAUGGUUAGUUGUAAAAUUAGGUACCUCGUUGUACUAACACAAAUUGGAUCGUGCCAUUUGCAUCGAUCCUACUCGGAAGCCAUGAAUCAAAAUUUAUUCAAACAAAAUAUAUAUUUAUAUCCGCAUUUCUUAUUUAAAUUCCUUGAUAUUGGCUGGGGUCACGAAUCGCCCAUUUCGUUCGCCCGAAUGACAAACCCGCAACACGGGGGUUCGAUAGCCUCCAAGGGGGCGGUUGCCGUACCCGACACGAUGGGACCAGUCUCUGCCUCCCGGGGGGUCGAAUCUAUGCGAUUUGUAGCGGUAGGCGCCAGUUCGCAAACUGCACCCCGUUCGGCGAUUAUACGCUGGUUAGGUUCCGAUCAAUUCCCCGAAACAAUAGUGGUUUAGUUGGUUGUGUCGUUGCUUCGAGGAUGGGUUCGGAGGACGGUAAGGCGGUUGAAUCCUCGCAGAGGGAGCUGAACAGCAGAGUGACCAGGGAAGGGAUAGAAUUGUGGAGGAAGCAAAAGGAGUUUGAGCAUAGGAAAAAGUUGAAGGAACAACAGGAGAUGCGUGAUAUGUUAGAACGAUAUUGGCCUUGGAGCAAUGGCACGACAAAACCUAGGGGAUACAAAAAUUUACGAUUAGAAGAACUAUUUCCUAACAAAGACUACGAAAAAUCGAAGAGAUUUGUCGGAGUAAUUGACUGGGGUAAACCUGGAGGCGGUGCUCCAAUGAGAAAUGCGAUCAGAACCAGAGAAGAUCCCAUGUUGAGGUUUCAAUACAGCAAAGAUUUAAGGAGAGCUGUAGACAAUAAUUUAAGGUACAAGACCAACAAAAUGGAUCAACAAAUUUAUAAGAAACAGCUGGAUGAGUUAGUUGAGGAAAAGAAACAACGAACUAAAGAUGAGAAACUUGUUUCCGACGAGGCGAUAAGAAAACAGGGAUGGUCCACGCAGCAUACUUUAGCAGCACUUGAGGAAAAAUCAACAAGGUACAAAGACGAAGUACAGAAAAAUUACGAAAAUUUCAAGAAAAUCGAUUUGUUACCGCCUAAUAAAGUCAUAAGGAUGGACAACUGUGUGUCAUUUAAAAAAGAUGUAUAUCCAAUGAGAAGGAACCGUAAACUCUCCCCCUUAUCAGAUAAAAGAGAUAACGGAGUUGAGUUAGUGACUUUAUUAGCUAAAGAAAGGAGGUGCCCACAUAAAAUUCCACUGGCCACGACCGACAUUACUUCCGAGAAAAAACUUGGAAGAGAUACUAUUUGGAACAGGGAAAGAUCAGCGUAUCUUAAACAGCUCACAAAUCAAAUGUUGAUCAAAGAGCAAACAUUAAAGGAAAUUCGAGCCGAAGAAAGAGACAAUGUCCAGAGGCAUUUUUCCACUUGGGACAGUUUUUGGGGACGACCUGGACAUGGCGCACCUCUUCCAGAAAUUAAAAAGCAAUGUCUUGAUCAGUUGCUGUAUCCAAAAUUUUUUCCAGUCAGUGUCCAUUAAAUGAUACUAAAAGAAAAUAAUGAUAACGAGUAAAAGCAUAUAUUUCAUAGAUUUCACUCAUCAUGGUGCAGCUUUAUAUAAAUCACAUAUAUAAGUAUGUUAUUAGGCAAAUGUUAAAUUUUUACUGUAAACUGUUUCUUGAAAGAUUUAAAUAUUUCCAAAUAGAACUAUUGUUUAUUGUUUUCCU
Molecule: messenger RNA, 1684 nt
Organism: Aethina tumida (small hive beetle)
Lineage: Eukaryota; Metazoa; Arthropoda; Insecta; Coleoptera; Nitidulidae
Exons: 7
Coding region: 436-1497 (353 amino acids)
Source: RefSeq, a predicted model, not a curated record